Zingiber officinale is the source of this 1448-nucleotide messenger RNA. Its product is annotated as nuclear pore complex protein NUP155-like. The record is from RefSeq and is a predicted model, not a curated record. Gene Ontology annotation, cellular component: nuclear pore inner ring; nuclear pore. Bases 545 to 1066 code for a protein of 173 amino acids. Gene Ontology annotation, biological process: RNA export from nucleus; transcription-dependent tethering of RNA polymerase II gene DNA at nuclear periphery; protein localization to nuclear inner membrane. The transcript has 4 exons. Gene Ontology annotation, molecular function: structural constituent of nuclear pore. Lineage: Eukaryota; Viridiplantae; Streptophyta; Magnoliopsida; Zingiberales; Zingiberaceae.
CCCCUAUUACCUCAAACCAAACGCCCACAAGUUGCUCUCACAGGUAAUCCGUCACGGUGUUUCUAUCGUAGCAUAGGGUUUGCGGCAGCUGCGCGACCCUCCGACGAUCGCGUAAUGGCGUGGGGGCGACGAAACCGUGGGACUGGAUGUAGCCUCCGUCGGCCUCCAUGUCACCGAGCGCAUCGGCAGGGACGUCGCCGGCCGCCUCGACCUCGAGGAGGCUAUCGAAGCCUCGCUCUAUGCUAGCCUCCCCCUACUCCACCCUCCCUAAAGAGGUACCUCGCUCUCUGUUGGGAAUCUAAUUGUUGCAGAGUGGUUGUUGAUUCUGAAUGAAGUUGAUCACGAUAAAUAUGAUAAUGUGCACCGAAUUUUGAAUUAGGAACUCCUGUUCUUAUAGGAGAAAAGGAAAUUUUGGAGAAGUAUAUUUAGGUUGCUUCUGUUAGAAAGGUAUACACUUGGUUAGUGCUUUUUUACUUUCCAGAUUUCCAAUCAUGGACUUCACUUCUGUCGAGUUGCAGUUUGUAGAUUCACUGAUAUUACUACUAUGACAAUCCAGAUUAUUCUGUGUGAAGCUCUUUCUAGAGGUGGAGUUGCAGAAGCAUGUUCUGUAGUAAAGAGGGUCGGUUCAAAUAUCUAUACUGGAGUGGAGGGUCGCUUGUCUUUAGAGAUUAUUUAUCUUCAUCUUGAAAUGGCUGCUUCGCAAUGUAUGAAUAUUCUACAAACAGGCCUCAUCAUACGUGCUAGAGCCCUUCUUGCUGCUUGUAAGGUUGAACCAAAGCCUGUAUUAAGCACAUAUGAUCAACUUUUAUCAUAUGGAGCUAUUUUACCUUCGCCAAACCUGAAACUUCGCUGUCUGAGAUCUGUUCUUGCUGUACUCUGUGAGUGGGUUGGGUCUGUAUUUGCACAUACAUUAGGGACCACAGCUGUUGGCGCUUCUCCAAUCCUUGGUGGAUUACUCUUGUUACAACAGACAACAAUCAUCAACCAAGGAGCUCGAGAUAAGAUAAUCAGUUUAGCAAAUGGGCAUACGGUCUCGUUACGUGAAGGGUUUAGGUCCAUUACCUAAACUAUUUGUAGUGGGUGGUUCUAGAGCCACAAACAUCAGUUCAAAACAUCAUGAUGAUUAUGAAAAAUAUACAACUAUGCAGAAAACAAUCGAUGAACAGAAUCUGACUAUACAUGAGCAGCAUCAAAAAUUUGAAGCAUUAUUGCACCAACUUCAACGGGUCAUUCUUGGCUUCUCAUUCCAGUCUCCACCAACAUGCUCUUCAAUUCGACCUCCUCCACCACCUCCCUCGCCUCCAUCAUCGACUAUGUAGUUUUUUAUUUUGCAACAUUAUGUAAUGCGCAUUUUACUACUCAUGUUCUUUUGGAUAAUAUUUGACUAGUUGUGUUCAUGUUUUAAAAAUAUUUGACUAAUUAAUAGUAAAUUGCACUUUUAUGAUGUA